AUGGACAGAACUUUAGUUAUGUUCAAAUGAAUUAUUGAAUCAUGAUUUUCCCUUUCCAAAGGACCACACCCCUUUUUCUUCUACUUCUAAUCUUCUUUGCUAUACAGUACUGAAUCUCUCUCAAGAUCCUAAACUGAAAAACCAUGGCUGAGUUAAUGGUGGGAGGAGCUCUUCUUUCUGGUUUCAUCAAUGUCCUCUUUGAUAGGCUUGCUUCUAAAGACGUCCUUCACUUCUUUCAUGGGGACAAGCUCAAUCAAAAACUGCUUAAAAAGUUGAAGACUAUGUUGCUUUCGGCUAAUGCGCUGUUGAAUGAUGCCGAGGACAAACAACUUGGAGACAACAACGUGAGGAAUUGGCUUGACGAGCUUAAGGAAGUCUUGUAUGAAGCAGACCAUGUGAUGGACAAGAUAAGUACUGAAGCUCUACGACUCGAGGUGGAGAAGGAUAAACUCGAAAGCACAUCAGCAAGUAAGCCCUUCAGCUUUGUCUUUAAUGAUCCAUUUGAAAUAAGUGUUGUGAAAUCUGAAUUAGAAGAGAUUCUUGAUAGCCUAAAGGAUCUUUUAGAACAGACAAAAUAUCUUGGUUUGAAAAAAGUUGACCAUAUAACAAGAUUACAUAGACCACAUGCUCCUUUGCUAGAUGAUUCACAGGUUUAUGGAAGAGAGGAUGAUAAAGAUGCUAUUCUCAAGUUAUUGUUGUGUGAUGAUGAUGCUACUAGCCCAAACAUCUCAGUUGUUCCUAUAGUUGGGAUGGGUGGAAUUGGCAAAACUACUCUUGCUCAGAGCGUAUAUUACGAUGCCAAUGUCGAGAAACACUUUGCUUUGAAAGUAUGGGUAACUAUAUCUGAUGAUUUUGAUGUUUGUAAAAUAAGUAACAUUAUUUUUGCGAAGAUCACUGGCAAAAGAAAUGAAACAGAUGAGCUACAUCAACUUAUGAAAGACUUGAAGGAUGCUUUGGCUGCGAAGAAAUUUCUUUUUGUCUUCGACGAUGUAUGGAAUGAAAAGUAUGAGUUGUGGGAUCUUUUGAAAAGCUCUUUUCAAUCUAGUGCAAAAGGAAGCAAGAUUAUUUUGACCACACGUAAUGAAGAUAUCGCAUUGAAGAUGAAGACGGGAAAUGUUCGAAUUUAUGAGCUUAAAACCAUGUCUGAUGAUGGAUGUUGGCAGUUAUUUAAAGAACAUGCCUUCGAUAAUGUUGACCGUAACGAGAAGGUAUUGUUGAGGCAGUUGCAAGAUAUUGGAAGAAAAAUUGUCAAGAAGUGCAAGGGUCUUCCUUUAGCUGUAAAAUCAAUGGCUGGUCUUUUACGAUCGAUGCAAACUUGUCAAGAUUGGAUGCAUGUACUACAAAGUGAUGUGUGGAAAAGACACGAUUGUCGCGACAUCGAAAUUGUUCCUGCUUUGUGGUUGAGCUACCAAUUUCUACCUCCUUAUUUGAAGCCUUGUUUUUCUUAUCUAUCAAUAUUUCCCAAAGAUUACGAAUUUGGUGAUGUUGAUAGAGAAAAACUAAUUUUAAUAUGGAUGGCAGAAGGUCUUUUACAGCCUCAAGAAGGAAAAAGAAUUGAAGAUGUUGGAGAAGACUACUUGAAUGCUUUAAUAUCAAGAUCAUUUUUUCAAAGAAACAUAAGAAAUUGUUCUUUUUCCAUGCACGAUCAUAUUCAUGAUCUUGCUAUCUAUGUAUCGGGUCAGAGUUGUCGCAUAUAUGACAGAUGUAGAAAAGACUUGCAUAAGCUAAGUAGCAAGACUCGCCAUCUAUCUUACAUGGAAAACUUGGAAUAUAUAGAAGAAUUUGAUAGCCUAACAACAAUGAAGAAUUUGCGCAGCCUGAUUGCAUUACCAUUACAGUCAAUGCCACCUUCAUUUCUUGAAACAUUUGUGCAAGAAGUUGUGUUAAGGAAUGGAGGACUAAGAGCUCUUUCUUUUGUUGGAGAGCAUAUUGAUUCGAUUAGAAAUUUAAAGCAUUUGAGGUACUUGGAUGCAUCGAAUACUAUAGUCAAAGAGUUACCUGCUUCUAUUUGUGUGUUGCACAAUUUAGAAACACUGUUGUUGAGGCGCUGCUUUAUCACAGAGUUGCCAGAUUCGAUUGGAAAUUUAAAGCAUCUUAGGUACUUAGAUGUAUCUGACACAAAACUCAAAGAGCUACCUGAUUCUGUGUGUCUGUUGUGUAAUUUGGAAACACUAUUGUUAGAAUCUUGCAAAAAGCUCACUCUGUUGCCUACCAACAUAUCUGAGCUAAUUAACCUUCGCCAUCUUAACAUCAAACGAUCUUCACUAAAAGAGAUGCCGCCGAGGAUUUGCAACAUGAAAAAUCUUCAAAAAUUAAGUGAUUUUGUUUUGUGUAAAAAUGAUGGGUCUAGGAUCACAGAGUUGAGUAAGUUGGAUAAUCUCCAUGGACGUUUGUGUAUUUCAGGGCUUGAGCAUGUCAAAGAAGUGAGUGAUAUUGUAGAAGUCAACUUAAAGAACAAAGAGUAUCUCACUGAGCUUAUUUUGAAAUGGGAUGGUGAGGCAAAUGAUUCUAUUAGAGAAAGAGAAGUACUUACUGCACUCCAACCACAUGCAAAUUUGAAGGCACUCAGAAUUUUCGGUUAUAAAGGUACAAAAUUGCCUGAGUGGGUAGUAGAUCCAUUGUACUCUAAUUUGGAAGUAGUUUCUCUACACAGUAAAAAUUGUUGUUUGUCUUUAUUGUCAAUUCAACACCUGAGUUCAUUAAAAGUGAUUUAUAUUUACGAUAUGGCAAUCGAUAUACCUAAUGAAUUUUGUAAUAAUUCUAUGCAUAAUUCAUUUCGAGUUUUAGAAGAGAUACAUCUCACAAAGAUAACUACAUCAAAUUGGUCGUUUAUCAAUACAAAUUAUCAAAAGGGUGACAUUUUCCCUUGUUUGAAGAAAUUUGUUUUAGUUGGAUGUGGGAAGCUAAAUGUGGCAUUACCUAUGGGUAAUUUUCCAUCUUUGGAAAAGAUGUUUGUUUGUUAUUGUGAUGAAUUGGUGACUGUAUUUCCAUCCAGUACUGAUAUUGAUGUUGCAUAUCCCUCCCUGAGGACAAUGUACAUAAGUGGUUGUUCAAGGUUGGAGUCAGUUUCAGAAAUGGGAUUAUUGCCCUUUUCUUUGGAAAGUCUACAUAUUGAAUCAUGCAAUACAGUGAUCGAAAGUCGUAUGCAAUGGAAUUUACAGAGACUCUCAAAGUUGACUGAAUUAAGUCUUGACGAUUAUAGAGGAAUGGUGGAUUCAUUUCCUGAGGAAGGGCUGCUCCCAUCUAGUUUGACACAUAUUACCAUCAAGAACUUUGAUAAGCUUAUAGCUCUAAAUGCCAAUGGUUUUCACCACCUCACCUCACUUCAACAAUUGAAUCUUUAUAAGUUGGAAAAGUUCGAGUGCUUGCCAGUAGGACUUCCCCAUACUCUUACUAGUUUGCGUAUAGUAGAUUGUCCUCUGUUAAUUCCUCGGUGCAAGAGAGAAAUAGGAGAAGAUUGGCCCAACAUUCAACACAUACCUUACAUAAUCAUAGAUAAUCAGAGAGUUCGUUGAAUGAGGUGAGGACUGAGGAGCCAUUGGUGUUGAUGACUUCACUAUUCAAUCUUAUGAGUUAUGAUGUCUUUGGCCUAGUGUCGCGCUGCUCCUUCGGUUACUAUGAUGUCUAUGAGUCAUCUGUUUUGUAUUUGUAGUUUUCUUUUUUCGGUUUCUGGUUUGUGUGUGGAUUUCCUUUGUCUUUGUUGUGUGGGAUUUGUUACCACGGUAUUCUUCUGCCACAAGUGAAGUUAUUCAAUAAUUCAGGAAGAGGUCACUCAUGGACAUGUGAUCCUAUUCCCUUCUUAAAAAGAAUAACACAAAUUGUUGUUUAAUAAGAAUGAAAGUGUAGUGAAUUUCAGUGUCUCUUCUUCA
Messenger RNA from Cannabis sativa, 3869 nucleotides. Its product is annotated as putative disease resistance RPP13-like protein 1. The transcript is spliced from 2 exons. Lineage: Eukaryota; Viridiplantae; Streptophyta; Magnoliopsida; Rosales; Cannabaceae. Gene Ontology annotation, molecular function: ADP binding. The coding region runs from base 144 to 3515 and encodes 1123 amino acids. The record is from RefSeq and is a predicted model, not a curated record. Gene Ontology annotation, biological process: defense response to other organism.